This is a messenger RNA of Guyanagaster necrorhizus, 969 nucleotides long. RefSeq lists its product as uncharacterized. The record is from RefSeq and is a predicted model, not a curated record. The transcript has 6 exons. Bases 1 to 969 code for a protein of 322 amino acids. Lineage: Eukaryota; Fungi; Basidiomycota; Agaricomycetes; Agaricales; Physalacriaceae.
AUGUCUUUCUCUUCUCUUCCACUGUCAUCUCUACUGCUUUCCCUCUGGUUCUUUCUUAUAGACCAAUGCCUACAGUGGAUGACACCUCCUCAGAAUAUGCUAGAGAUUGAGAUACAGCAACUUGGACCACCAUUUUCUUGCACAAAGCUGAGAGAAUUUGAUUUAACCUCCUCUUUCCCUUCUCCACCGAGCACUGAACGAUUGAGCGAGCCUGGAGCCUUAACAACCGAGCCAAAUACAUCUGGUAUCGACAUACAUCCCAAAUUUCCCCUAUGCUCAGCCAUUCCGCAAGCAACUCGUGACCUCGCAGAAUCGUCUACGUCAACAACGACGUAUACUGCGACGUCUGCUCUCCUCAACAAGACUCUCGACCCAGACACUUACCUUCGUGGUAUUAGUGAUGAGGCUGACCGACGCGCCCUAAAAACCCGGACCAAAGAGGCAAAAGAAAUUGCAUUCAAUGCAAAUGCAAGCUCGUCCAAAAGUGGCCGGAAAGGAAAGGGAAAGAAGUCCAAUGUGGAGUAUUGCUGGGCGAAAGGAGGAGGAGGAGAAGGACAAGGCCCAAAACAGAAGGGCAAAGGAAAGGCUACUGCAAAUACUGCUGCAGAUAGCGAUGAUGACAGCAUUUGGACAUCCACGUACGGUUCAGAAUCAGAGGAGGACGACUCGAAAUGGUUCGAAAUGGCGGAACAAAAUAUUGCUGAAUACUUGGCCGCCGAGUAUUCGAGAGGGGAGGAGAAUAGUCGCUUGGAAGGACCAAAAGUCGAACAUGCGGACGAGGAAAUUGCUUGGCUAACAGACGAUGGAGAAAUCAGUCUGGAUGAGAUAGAAAGCAGCAAAUCCGAUGCAGAAAUGGACGACUCACUUCCUAAUUGUUCCCCCCACAAAAUCGACACUGAAAGCGACUAUGAUUCGAUGCCAGACUUGGAUUUCAACGGCAUCCGUGAAGUAGACGGCGAGCGAAGAUGA